GGCAUACGAGCCGGUCGGUUGCUGAAAUUUCGCGGAACAUGAGAGCCUCGCUCGGAACGAUAAUCUUGGCGACGUGUUUGGCCGCCUGCAUAGCGAUCUGUCGUCCUGGAUUGAACGGACGGGAAGAUUGGUACCACUGCGAGGGAUUAAGCGAUUUAAACCAGUUGCAGAUACCAGUGGGGGCAGCCGGGAUCGAUAUCGUCAACUCGAGCAUCAGUAAGAUAAGGACUGGCGCGUUCUCCGAGUAUUCCGACUCGCUGACAGAGCUGAACAUAACCGGAUGCGGCGUGGAGGAGAUCGAGCCGGACGCUUUCACGGGUCUUAAUAAAUUGCGAGUGUUGGGCCUGGUGAACAAUAAGAUCCGGAAGAUCGAUGCCUCCUGGAUCAGGGGAUUAUCGAGUUUGAAGGCGUUAAUCCUGUGGCGUAAUCGGAUCGUCGAUAUAGAUCCGGCGAUUUACGAUCUGCUGCCAGAGCUGCGGGUUUGGGAUAUCGCGUACAACGAGCUGAACACGUGCCUGUCGCCGGACUUGCUGAGGAAGCUGAAGAACCUCCGAAGAAUCUUAAUUGCUGGCAAUCCGUGGUCAUACAGAUGUCGCUCCUCGAUGACUUGGUACUUGGGCAGCAAUCACAUUCGUUUCAUCAAAGAUUGGAGCAUCAGCGACCUGUUAAUAGAGGAGUGCUUGGCUCAUGAGCCUGGCGCGGAAGAAGACGACGUCGCUUUGCACAAAUGCGUCGACAGAAGAAUCGGGUCGGCCGAUACGUUGCCGUACAGCGUGGGCGAGUUGAACGAACAAGUUCGCGAACUUACUCGGAAGAUUUCUGGCUUGCAAGCUGACGUAGCCGCGCUGAAAAAAUCGAAGAUCUAAUCGUAACUCGAUUACUUAACGAUUGUACUUGUCUGUAGAGUUUUAUUAUUUGAGCGAAAAUUGGAGAGAGUAGUAGAUGAGCUCGACGGGUUUUUGCUCUUUUAGACAUAUAAUAGAGCUUCACUGCUAUUAUAUUAUGAUUAAUAAUCGUGUAAAUUAGGUACGUAUUUUGUACGUAUGUUGUAAUAUAAGACCGAUAUUGUACUCAACCAAUCUCGUACACACUGUUUCGUAUUAAGCAUCGAUAAAACAACAUUUGAUACACAGUGUAGCAGAUUCGCAAGAAGCACUAUCUACACGACGAACGCUAUGUAUCUGUGUCCAAAGUUGAACAGUUUCCCCAUAUUAAUACAUCCUUCGGUACAAAAGAUUCCCGGUCACGUAUCACCGGUCCAUUAAUAACACGAUCCCAUCGAGCGAAUUGAUCGCGACGGACACUGCUUGCGGUGCAGUCUACGUCCACGUAGCUCAUCGCCCUCACUGUUUCAUCCUCCAUUUCCCGGCGAAAAAGUGCUCGGUUGAAACGAGCAGUUCCCAGGUCUUUGGGAAACAUCGGCGGUGCGUAUCGCUCGCGGAACCGUUAAUAUCUAAACACGUAAAUCACAAUGGCACGUCAUACGCGCGAACCGCGUUAAAUCACGAUGCGUCUAGUAGCUGAUCCACGGAUCUCUCCGCCGAUUCUCUCCGCGGUGGGACAAGAACAUUCCGACUCCGGUUAGCCGCCAUUCAUCACACGGCGGCGGCGGCGGCGGCGGUGGCUCGGUUGAGAGAGAAAAAAAGGACAAAAAAAAAAAA
Molecule: messenger RNA, 1661 nt
Organism: Heterotrigona itama
Lineage: Eukaryota; Metazoa; Arthropoda; Insecta; Hymenoptera; Apidae
Source: the annotation of a GenBank genome assembly